AUGAAAUUUGGUACGCAGUUCGAGACUGAGACGAACUCCUCAAUGUUGGUCGAGGAUGCAAUGCCAGUGGCGAACCAAGAAUCACAUUACGAGAGCAGAAGGAACGCAUGUUUUGACGCGGGUGGUUCGUCUUCAUUAACUUCCGUAAUGGGGAGCUACGGGUCCACGAGCGACUUGGAAGUGAUCGAGGACGUUGCCAUUUCAGGUGAAGAACCACAGGAAAUAGAGACGCAGCACCUCCACAUGGAGGAAGACACCUUUCUUGUCGGACGGAACAGUGCAACAUCUUCUACCGCGCCCACAAACUACUACAAUCAACAUGGUAGAGGCAGUACUAGAGUAUCUCCUGGGCGAGGGGGAGCCGCUUCUUCGACAGCUUUCAUAUCGCCGGCAGUGACCUCAUCACAGAUGGGCCGCGAAUCGUCGAUCACGUCUGAGCGAUUGAGUGCCUCCUCGCAAAGCAGCGUGAUAGUACAGGUCGGAGUGAGUGCAGCAUCUUCCUCUUCCAGUAGGUUAGGUCCUCGCGAGUCAGAAGUUGUGGAGCUUCCUCAAGCGUCUCUAGGUAGUGGCACUCUUCAGACCGACCCCAAUUCAGAUACGCUGUUCCCUGAUAUUCGCGUGCAGCGUGUCUCUGAGGAGAGCUGCCCUCCCGGGCGCUCUAGCGGACUUGGUCGGAACAGUACAUCACAGGCUCAUGGACAGAUUCUUCCUACUUCUAGUUCUGCAACUUCAACACCAGGAGGAGAGCACCCAUCCAGCGCUGAUCUGGCGCAAAGUGCGCGCGACAAAUUGCAACUUCUUCGUCGUCACUCCUCGUCCUCGUCUUCGUCCUGUGCAGACCAUUUGAACCAGCAACUGAGCUCCUCGCCACUGACUUUUUCACCAGUCGUUGCGGCGACUGGCAACAGCCUUACCACUCCAUCUCUCUCUACACCAGGCGCUGCAGAUAAUUUUUCUCAACACUUGAAUACGGGCCACCCUUCUCCUUCUUCAUCUUCGACUGUGGUGAAGCUCCCUAACGCUGCGACGCCGCCCUUCCAGGGGAUAAGUUUGAGCCACGAAGAGCAUCGGCAAUUUUCGGGUGAGGGAGACGCAAGCACCGAAGCAAGCCUUGAGUCAAGUACUAACAAUAUGGGAUCAAACAAGUACGCACCAGGCCCACGACUUAGCUUGCUGCGGAGCCGCAUUCGGAAUCGAAAUUCCAAAACAAGCCUGCAUCUUCCAGCUGUCGUGGAGGGACAGCAAACUUCUGGCGUGGAUCAUGUAGCUGGUAUGAAAUUGAAAACAUCAAGCGAGGCAGAACAAGUACAAUUAUCCCAGGUACAGCAACAAUUAUCUUCCUCUCACUUGCAACAUCUUCGACCGGCUGGCGGCAGAAUGAGUACGCGGUAUACUGCUGCAGCUGGAACAACAGGUGGAGGUGGAGCGUCAAACCUCCAACAUGCUGCGAAUCAUCAUGGAGCGAAUGCCAUGUAUGCAUCGCUUUACCACUCAGGAGGGACUUCGUCAGGCGCCACUUUAUCGCAUUUACCAGGAGCCUCCUCUCCGAGUGCAGACAUCGCGGCCGCAGCGCGUGAGCGUCUCUGGGAGCCACUGUCGGGUAUCGAAGCAAGAACAGUAUCUGAGGAGAUCAUUACCUGUGAGGAUCAUAGUACGAUGAUGCAUCAAGCGUCCAAAGUUACAAAGCCGACAAGAAUCCCCGGGUCAACGGCAGCUGGUUUGAGUGAAAGCGGUGUCCAACAAAAUCAUAGUACAGUGGGAAUAGCGGGUGCAGGAGGCGGCUUUGCGGAGCAUGAAUAUCAUGAGCCGUAUUUUCGUAGACAUGAUCCAUCGUCGCGUUCGCAAUCUCUCAAUAGCCAGGCAGCGAUUGGUGGAGGCGGUCAUCAAAUGUUGGAAGCACACCAUCAGCCCGGAGGCGAUUUAGAUUUGGUGCCAUUAUUCGCGCAAGAUUCAAGUCGCAAGGUGAGAAAACUGAGUAUUUCGUCACCAGCUGACGGCGAGGUCGGGGCCGGUCGUUACUCUACCGAUAAGCUCGCACUCCUCAAGAAGAAAAUCAAGAUGCCACGCUGA
Molecule: messenger RNA, 2070 nt
Organism: Amoebophrya sp. A25
Lineage: Eukaryota; Dinophyceae; Syndiniales; Amoebophryaceae
Source: the annotation of a GenBank genome assembly